AUGGGAGCCACUCGGUGCUCAAAGGUGACUGGUUUCAACACUUUUGUAAUUGCUUUACUGCUUUCACUCACGUUUAUAGUAAUAUCCUGGCUGCAGGACCCACGAACACUAGUUCCUCUUGUUAGAGUAUUGGAUAAUAAAAACAGAUUUCUGACAACGGGCUCCCUUAAUACGACUGAAGACUUUGGAGUGUUUGGCCCAGAGAAAGGCUUAUAUAACUUCACUGUGGUCACCGGUUUGAUGGACAUUGGCCGAGGCUCAUGGAGUCAUCAAUCAAGGACCUAUGAUCAAUACUUGUCGUAUCUGAGACAAGUUCUGAGACUGGACGUCAACCUGGUUGUGUACGUGGACAGGAAGGGUCAAGAUUUCGUAGAGAAAACGAGACAUGGUCGAGAGAGGCAUACAAAGAUUAUAGUCAUGGAACUCGUUGACCUGCCCUACUAUAGAUACAAAGAUCGUAUAGCUGAAAUCAUGAAUAGUACAGAGUAUAAGACGGAUAAUGUUCUAGUCCAAUAUCACCUAUGUGAGUCUUACAUUCCUGAGUAUGAUAUCAUCACAUUGUCGAAAAUGUAUUUUAUAAAUAGAACUGUCUGGGAAAACCCUUUCCAAACGUCCUAUUUUGUGUGGCUCGAUGGUGGCUACUCACAUGGAAAGGAUAUUUAUCCCAAAAACAGUGUUUGGAUUCCCAAAGGUCUUUUCGAAUACUCUGACAAGGUGACCUUCAUAGAGAGAGAACCAGUCAAAGAUUAUGAAAACAAAACUGACCGGUUGCACAAAAUGACCACCGGCUCUUUGAUGGGAGGUUUCUUUGCAGGUGGCGGCCAGGUUCUGAAAGAAUUAAGUCAGAUGCAGGUUGAGCUAAUGAAUGAGUGGAUGAAGAAAGGAAUCAUUGAUGAUGACCAAGGCGCUUUUAUGUUACUUUACUUCAGGAAGCCAUCUUUGUUUCAUUUGGUAAAGGGAGAAUGGAAUGAUGUCUUUAAAUUGUUUAACGUUGACUAA
Biomphalaria glabrata is the source of this 999-nucleotide messenger RNA. RefSeq names its product protein HtrL-like. Bases 1 to 999 code for a protein of 332 amino acids. Lineage: Eukaryota; Metazoa; Mollusca; Gastropoda; Planorbidae. The transcript has 4 exons. The record is from RefSeq and is a predicted model, not a curated record.